UGUCAGAGAUAUAGAUCCUGGUGAGCAACUGUUCAUUACCUACACUGAGACACUGCAAUUGCUGAGUGAGCGUCAAACCGAGCUACAAAAAGGCUACAACUUCACCUGUGCCUGUGAGAGAUGCUUAGAGGACAUCAACCAAUCCCCCGGAUGUUCUGAACAAUUGCUCUUAAUGGCUGCCAAUGGAAAGGAAGUCCCCCGCUUGUUAAGACAGGAGAUGGAAAAAGAGCUAGCAGAGUUGAAGGGGUUGAAUAAACGUGGAGAGUGGCAGGAGGUGUAUGACAAAGGCAGAGCUCUAUACACAAGCCAUUCGACACAACUAUCCCAUGAUAAUAUUUUUAGUCUGCGUCUCACUAUCCAUCUGUUCCAGGCUUGUCUUGAGUUGUGUCUCUGGGAGGAGGCGCUCAAGUACAGCAUCCAAAUAUUGGAACCAUCUCUCCGUCACUAUGGGCCCAUUCAUCCUGUGAGUGUAUCCCGGCUACGGAUAAUCGGGAAAUUGAGACUAUAUUUAGGAACUCCUGACCAACUGACCCUAGCACAAGACGACCUCACCAAGGCUAGGAAGGCAGCUAUGAAACUGUACGGAGCUGACCACAAUCUUCAGUGCGGCCUGGAAUCGAGGUUAGACCUGAAGAAGCUAUCUGCAAUGAUUGGACUACCUCCAUCGCUGGAGCUGCGCACAGUUGACGGGAUGGGUCGAGGAGUGUUUACUAAAGAGUCUAUAUCUGCUGGGGCCACUAUAUUCAGUGAACUACCUAUAGCACAUUGCAGUGUGGAGGAGACUAGAGGCACUAUCUGUGAGCACUGUUUCAACAGAUCAGAGUCACUGAAGAAGUGCAGCCGAUGCAAGUUUGUUUAUUAUUGCAACUCCGACUGCCAGCGUUUGGAUUGGCCGCUGCACAAGACAGAGUGUAAGGGUGUGAGAGGUGGGAAGGCGACGCCUCUUGUAAGACUAGCUCUCCGAGCACUGACCAGGGACACUCAACACCUCUGCUCACUUCCUUUGAACAGAGAUGCUCAGCUAUUGAUAGUUAGCACUGUUCAGCUCUGCAAACAUCCUCCACGUGUCAUCAAUCAGCUCUUCCGGAGGAUAACCUGUAAUACAUUCUCAGUGACGGCUCCGGAUGACCUCUCCAAGAUGGGCGUGGCCUUGUACUGUGCUCCCUCUCUGCUCAACCAUUCCUGUCGUCCCAACACUCUUCCCUUGUAUUAUGGACGACAACUAGUCCUCAAGGCUGUCAGGGAUAUAGGUCCAGAUGAGCAACUGUUCAUUACCUACACUGAGACAAUGCAAUUGCUGAGUGAGCGUCAACAUCAUCUACAGAGUACAUACAACUUCACCUGUGCCUGUGAGAGAUGCUUAGAGGACAUCAACCAAUCCCCCGGAUGUUCUGAACAAUUGCUCUUAAUGGCUGCCAAUGGAAAGGAAGUCCCCCGCUUGUUAAGACAGGAGAUGGAAGAAGAGCUAGCAGAGUUAAUUGAGUUGGGUGACCAUGGAGAGUGGCAGGAGGUGUAUGACAAAGGCAGAGCUCUAUACACGAGCCAUUUGACAAAACUAUCCCCUGAUAAUAUUUUCAGUCUUAGUCUCACUGUCCAUCUGUUCGAGGCCAGUGGUGAGUUGAGUCUCUGUGAGGAGGCGCUCAAGUACAGCAUUCAAUUAUUGGAACCAUCUCUCCGUCACUAUGGGCUCCUUCAUCCUGUGAGUGUAUCCCGGUUACUGAUAAUCGGGAAAUUGAGACUAUGUUUAGGAACUCCUGACCAACUGACCCUAGCACAAGACGACCUCACCAAGGCUAAGACAGCAGCUGAGAGACUGUACGGAGCUGACCACCGCCUCACUCGGGAAAUAGCCACCGUUCUAACCAAACUGUAACUACAUGCAGCUUGCAGACAAUAACCAAACUGACUAUGUACGAUUGUUUAUUAUAUAUUCUUGUUGACAAAUGAAUAGUGGUCAGUCAUUGUGCACAAGAGACCAAAUCUCAUAUUUAUGACAAAGUG
Molecule: messenger RNA, 2001 nt
Organism: Halichondria panicea
Lineage: Eukaryota; Metazoa; Porifera; Demospongiae; Suberitida; Halichondriidae
Product: histone-lysine N-methyltransferase SMYD3-like
Exons: 15
Coding region: 173-1873 (566 amino acids)
Cellular component (GO): nucleus
Molecular function (GO): protein binding
Source: RefSeq, a predicted model, not a curated record